CAAACAGACUGUGGCGAGCGCGGGGACGAUCAGGCCACCGUUUCCACAAAGAAAUAUUGCAUCUGCUCGCUAUUUCCCUUGGGGAUUUCCAUGACAACAAUUUGGGGUGGCAAAGAAUCCGACACCGGGAUCUCUGUGGCUCAUUGGGGUGCAUUGUGAGGAGAGUGAGGUCGCUGAUUGGCUCAGGAGAGCACCAUAACUACACGAGUCUAUAGUCAUUCAGCUUCUUUGAGUGCUUGGGCUAUUACAGAGGCCAGGCGAGCUGGACCUCACUUCAGCUGAUGCGAAGCGGGGUUCAUUAUUGCGGCUGUUGGACUCUAGAGCUGGAGGUCAGAGCUUCACAGGAGUGAGGAUGUGCCGCUGAGGUCUGCAUGAUGAGCUCCGACAGCGAGGUGAAGACGCUCCUGAACUUCGUCAAUCUGGCGUCGAGCGACAUCAAGGCGGCGCUGGAUCGAUCCGCGCCCUGCAGGCGCUCCGUGGACCACCGCAAAUACCUGCAGAAGCAGCUCAAGCGCUUCUCGCACCGCUACGCCAAGAUGCCCCGCUGCCAUCCGCACAGAAACGGCGACUCGGCGCUCGCUAAACUCUCCGAGGAGAAAGCGCCGCGCGGGACCGGGACCGGGAGAGACGUGAGCGCCGGCUCGGAGGACGAAGCGCGCUCGGGACAGGGACAGAUACCGAUGCCGAUGCGCAAGCGGCAGCUCCCGGCGUCCUUCUGGAAGGAGCCGCAGUCCUCAUCCGGGACCCGCGAGCGUCUGGAGCGCUUCCUUAAGAACAACGCGAGCGCGACCGGACACGUCAGAACGCCCGCGGUGAACGACGAGAAACGCAAGAUGGUUUUUGACGACUCGAAAGCAAACCCGCUGCUGUCCGGUAGCGCGGCUUGCGCGUGCUCGUGCUGCUCGCUCCCGUACCGCGCGCUCCACAGCCGCUUUCUUCUGCCUCACGCGGACGCGCCCUUCAGGAGCCGCGUUGAGCCCGCGCACAGCUUCAGCGCCGGACAGCAGCGCUCCAGCGCGCACGUGGUGAUCAAACCGAUCCCGACGAAGCCCGCGCUCUCCUCCUCCUCCUCCGUGUUCAGUGUGUUCGGAUUCUAACAAGCCUUAGACACUUCAGCGGACUCCUCUCUGUUUUAACCGAUUACUGCACGAGCUGCUCUCGAUGAACACUCGCCUUUACGCACUUAAAGUACAGAUGUAGCAAGAAUAUGGAUUUGUGAGGGCUUUUGUGUGAGCACAGCCUUUCAGUAGUUCGCACAAACGCUUGUCUGGACAGCGGUUCAUUUUACAAACAUCAUCAUUUCUCUGUUACAGCUCAACCCUUCCUGAAACUGCAUCAUUCAUUGCCUGUGAGGUAGAGAUUAUUUAUUAAGGUUUUAGUUAGAGAUGUUGUCACACUAAACACCUGAUGGUAUUAGCUGAUUAAAACUGGUAACGACUGA
Messenger RNA from Carassius gibelio (silver crucian carp), 1441 nucleotides. Its product is annotated as protein FAM181A-like. Lineage: Eukaryota; Metazoa; Chordata; Actinopteri; Cypriniformes; Cyprinidae. The record is from RefSeq and is a predicted model, not a curated record. The transcript has a single exon. The coding region runs from base 372 to 1097 and encodes 241 amino acids.